AUGCAUGUGGUGAUAUACUUUCUUUCAGAACCAAGCCCAACAUCGUCCGUAGUAGAUCCUAACAUAGCGGAAAAUCCGGCGUACAAGGAGAAAAUCCGUGAACUGCAGGUGUACCUCGAAACCCUCAAGAAACUGAUGGACCAGCAUCAAAAGGACGGUGCCGGAAGUUCUUUGUUUACCGGAGAACCGUUUUUUAGUGGAUCGGAAGCUGUACAGGAAGCUUGCGAAAGCGACGAGAACAACGAUCAGGUGAAAGUUCCAAUGAAUGUGCAGCGAGAGGUGGCUUUUCUAACAUCGCGGUUCAAGAUUGCCCUUGAAGGUCCGGAAAAAUCCAAGUCUCACACUCCGACCAUUCUUAGCAUUCUUUGUUGGCUAGAGGAUCCGUCUUUGCCGUUUCUUCCACCAUUGAGGCUUUUCGUUCCGAUCGAUUACCCGCACUCUAAUCCAAAGCUUGACAUGUGCUCCGCAAAUUACGGUGAGUUCGUGCAAUUGAUCCAUCAUAUGCUUCGUGAUAUUUGUUCACGGAAUAUCAGAAACCUGAAACCUGGACAUAUGCUUGAGAAGAUCAUUGGUAAACCAGUAUUCAGGUCUUAA
Messenger RNA from Soboliphyme baturini, 594 nucleotides. NCBI's taxonomy places the organism in Eukaryota, Metazoa, Nematoda, Enoplea, Dioctophymatida, Soboliphymatidae. The record is from the annotation of a GenBank genome assembly.